AGGCAAACAACCAGAAUCUUCAGGAGAUCUUACUGCUGAAACUUUCAUAAAAGUUCCAACGCCAUUGUUGGCAGAAGAAAGAUGUUUCAAGGUCUUUUGCUAGGAGUUCUAUCAACUUUAUUCUGUGUUGAAGCAAGAAUCACAUUUGAGAAACUAACCAACUUGGACUAUCCUGGCAACACCUACUAUACCAUAAGAAACCUUUCCUUGUACGAAUGUCAAGGGUGGUGUAGGGACGAAGUGGACUGUGUAGCUGCAGUAUUCAAAUUUGUGGUCAACCCCAUGACCCCUGUUCAAAAUACUACCUGUCAGUUGCAGAACGAAACCAAAGCAUCCCAGCUUGUAGUGGUUCCUCAAAAGAGUAUCAAUACUUACCAUCUAACGAAAAUACACGUUCUCUCAGAAAAUGUUUGUAACCGACUUUGGGCCUUUGAGAAGAUUCCCAAAAAGGCUCUUAGAGGAUUGGACAGUAUCAUUGUCUUCACAGCUAAUAAGAAGGAAUGCCUCGCAGCGUGCCUAAAUGAAAAUCGUUUUACGUGUCGAUCGGUUGAAUUCAACUAUAUGAACCUACAGUGUCAUCUAAGUGAAUAUGACAGAAGAUCACCAGGGGUAUUCAUUGAUAUGAUUGAUAUGGAAGAAGUGGACUACUUUGAGAAUUCUUGUCUUCAAUCGAAUGAAAUAUGCAGCUCUGAAGAGAGAAACUACGAGUAUCCAACAGUGCCAAUCUCUUUAGAAUCAUUGGUGCACUUCGUGGAACUAAAUUAUUACCCUGAUAAAGAAUUAUUGGUAAACAACGAAGAAGACUGUUUACGUCUCUGUAGCAUCGAAAACGAAUUUAUAUGUCGUUCUUUUCUCUAUCGUUACGACGUCCACCCUAGACAGCCGAACUGCGCUUUUUACCACCUAGAUCACAUGACUUUCCAAGAUGGCGCUGAAGCUUAUUCUAAUCCAAACCCGCUCCCUCUACUGGGAAUUAGUAGUACUGCCGGGAUUUACUUGGAAGCUGUUUGUGGAAACGGCACCACAAGACCUCAAACGGGGAGUGGUUCAAUAGAGCCAAAAGUGCCACCUGGACCACUCGAAGACACGAAGACAACACCAUCAACACUAAUUACUGCGGGUAACAUUGAACCAGGGUGUGAUGCGUAUGGAUUUUGCUACGAUGUUACCUUACAAUGCACAGACAGAUAUAUUAAAGUGUUUGUGAACACAAACCGUCCCUUCCAUGGUCGUAUCUACGCCUUGGGAAGAAGUGAAACGUGUAACUCCAACGUUCUAAACGGCCAAAAGUUUCGACUUAAUGUGCCUCUAACCGGACAAGAUUGUAACACAGAAUCACUGGGCGGAGUUUACACAAACACAAUUGUUCUUCAGCAUCACAGUGUUGUAAUGACGAAAGCUGACAAGAUUUACAAUGUUAGAUGUACGUACGAAACCAACCCAAAAAACGUGUCCUUUGAAAUGAUGUCUGUGAGAGACCCGGACACCAUGCAAGUAACUGCUGCACCACCAGCUCCUAUGCCAACGGUCACGAUCCUUAGUUCCGAUGGAAGAGAAGCAACAACUGUGAGAAUAGGAGACAAACUAACUUUCCUAAUAGAAAUACCAGACAACACACCUUACAGGAUAUUUGCUAGGAGUUGUGUGGCAAUGGCAAAAGAUGGAAGUAGCACCUUUCAGAUUACUGACGAGAGAGGAUGCCCCAUUGACAAUACAAUCUUCCCUCGCUUUGUUCAGAGAGGCAGUGGUUUGGAGAGUAUGUUCGAUGCUUUUCGUUUUACAGAGUCGUAUGGAGUGAUCUUUCAGUGUAAUGUGAAAUAUUGUAUCGGAAAAUGUGAACCUGUAGUUUGCGGACUUGGAAGAGAGGCUUACGAAUCGUGGGGACGUCGAAAGAGGGCACUGCCGGCUAAAAAAUACAACGAUGAAAUGACUUUAAGUCAUGAAAUUUUAGUUUUGGAUUAUGGUGAUGGUUCCGCAAGUACUACUACUACUACUAGGAAGAAUGACUAUCAGAAAUUUAAUAAAACAUACAACAUCCAGGAAUCUGUCAGUAUUCGUGAUGACUGCGUUUCGAAGACCUCCGUGAUGGCUCUGAGUGUUAUUAGCGCCACCUUGUUAGUGUCUUACAUCUGUACAGUUGCUUACUUUGUUGUUCAGAAACGAACACUGAAGACUUUCCCUUAAUAACAAACAUUGACCACGCCAUUAUUUUAAACGAUAACUUAUCUUCAUUAUGUUAUUAUGGGCUUUUUGUUUAUAUUCUAAAAAAUAUAUACUGGGAGUUAAAAUAACGGAACUUCUUGCUUUGCAACAAAGGGCAGAUUCAAGAAAAUAAAAGCUGGGGGCUUUAGUUGAUGCUAAUGCUUGUAAUUACUUAAUAGCUAUACUUUUGUGUUUUAAGAAGAAGCCCAGUUUUAUAACAUCAUACCUCAAUACUCAUAUCAACAUUUAACAAAAUAAAUAAAUACUGUAAUUAAAAACGCCCUCUGUGUAUUUAAAAUAUAACAACAAAAAUUAUAAUUAUGAAUUAUUAGAUAUCCCAAUAACAUUUUACUUUAGUAUUUAUUUAUUUUGGCUAAAGACAAAACAUCAUCUUGAGCAUAAAUUGAAAAUGACAGUCAAUUAUGUUAGUCAUAACUUGUUUUCGAAAUUAGUUUAACACGCCAUUGUUACGAGCAAUAAAAGCUCAUAAAAUCGAGAAGUAUUAAAAAUCAUUGGACCCUUUUAAAGUCUAAUAAUUUUUUAUUUUAAUAUAUUUAUUUUAAAAUAGCUUCAAAAGCAAAAUAUAUGAAGUUUCAAAUGACUUUUUUUUCAAGUGAUAUUUUUCAAUGACUAAUUGAUGUGGUAGUGAAUUUUCAAUGACUAGUCUAAUCUAAUAAUUAGUCUAAUCAAAAUUAUUCCGAAUAAUUUCUGUGUUGUAUAUAAUAUAAUAGGUGUAUGUUUUAUAUGGGAAAGGGUUAGUAGUAUGAUGUAGUAGAUUUUCGGUAAAAUAAUCGCUGUGAUUAAAGGAUGGUUUUGGUAAAACUUUGGGGAAAUCAGGAGUGGAAAUUUUUCAUAUUAUGUUUGUUUAAUAUCUACAUAUUGAACUACGUAAAUCCAUUCAAGUUAUGGGAUAAAUAUGAGUGUGCUGUUAAUGUGAAUCUGUUUUACGUAUAUUUUCUACAAUAAAGAUGUGCAAUUUAA
Limulus polyphemus (Atlantic horseshoe crab) is the source of this 3183-nucleotide messenger RNA. RefSeq lists its product as uncharacterized. Bases 82 to 2184 code for a protein of 700 amino acids. Lineage: Eukaryota; Metazoa; Arthropoda; Merostomata; Xiphosura; Limulidae. The record is from RefSeq and is a predicted model, not a curated record. The transcript has 14 exons.